AGUAGGUACCCUAGGUAGUAAGUAUAUAGACUCCCGUCGUCUCUGAAAAACAAAACUUAGCAAAACUUCAAUGUUAUUCACACAUUCACAUCAAUACAAAGAAAAAGCAGGGCUAUUGAAGUUUUCGAUACUUUUUAUGAAAGACAUGGCUCCAAGAGCAUCCCAAUUGGCCAUCCCUUUAUGCCUCAGCUUCGGUAUCCCAAUCGCUCUUUAUAUAAUCUUCAUAUUACUCGGCUCCGUUCCUUUCUUCCAGAGACAUUUCGUGUAUGCCUAUCGAUUCAACACCGUGUUUUGGCAUGACCUCAAUAAACCAGAAUAUUGGGGAUUCGCCAGAAACCAAGUAACACCCUUCUCCUUACCUACCAUCGAUGGAGAGGACGUAUAUGCUUGGCACAUUCUACCACUCCCCACGUACCUCAAACAUGAGGAUAACCUCCAGGCUCAACAAUCCGGCUUUUCUAACGACGUGACCAAAACGGCAUCUUUCAGACUACUCAAGGAUGAUCCUCAUGCUCGACUUGUAAUCUACUUUCACGGUAACGCCGGUCAUGUUGCUCAGGGCUUCCGUCCAGACAGCUAUCACACAUUGACUGACACUUCCUGCUACCAUGUCUUAGCAAUCGACUACCGAGGGUUUGGUAAAUCAACUGGUGUACCAUCAGAGGAAGGGUUAGUUCGCGACGGUGCCACGGCCGUAGAUUGGGCAAUGCAUGUUGCAGGAAUCCCAGCCGACAGAAUUGUUCUAUUGGGACAGAGCCUCGGCACCGCUGUCACAAGUGGCGUAGCAGAACAUUAUGCCAUACAAGGAAUCGAGUUUGCAGGUAUUAUUCUUGCUGCUGGGUUUUCAAGUAUGCCAGCCCUGCUCGCUUCGUACACAGCCGGAGGAGUAAUUCCGGUGCUCUCCCCAAUUCGUCCCAUCCCUCCGUUGCUUCGUUUCUUUCAAAGCUUCAUCGUCGACAAAUGGGAGUCAGCCAGUCGACUCGCUCACGUGGUAAGCUUGACGCGGACGAGACUGCGUCUGACGUUAAUCCAUGCCAAAAACGAUGCGGAGAUACCGUAUCAUGAAAGUGAUGUGUUAUUCAACUCUGCGGCCAGAGCCGUCAUUGAUGAAGACCUAGAUGACGCCGGCUUUUCGUCGUGGAAAGAACAGCAAACCGUGCACAGAGAUGAUGGGACCUUUGUAGCUAUUGUGAGCACCGCGCCCGAUACAAUCAUUCGGGAAGAGGUGGUGCCUUAUGGUGGACACAACGAUAUCAUGAUGUCUUCGGCGGUUUCACUUGCUGUGAUGAGAUCAUUUGGAUUAGAUAUGAAUUAGUCUGGUGUACACGUUGUAUAUACAUACCCUUAGUAGGUAGUAUAACUCAAGGAAGAGGAAGAAGAAGACUAAUGAUAAUAACAAUAAUUUUGUAACAAUAAUUUUGAGCGGUUAACACACACAUUGGGUACUUGUCAUGAUGUAACAUAUGUGCAUAAUAGCAUAUGCAUACAUAGUAUGUAACAUCAAUUGAUAUAACUAACUGGAA
Hypoxylon fragiforme is the source of this 1523-nucleotide messenger RNA. RefSeq names its product alpha/beta-hydrolase. Lineage: Eukaryota; Fungi; Ascomycota; Sordariomycetes; Xylariales; Hypoxylaceae. The coding region runs from base 71 to 1315 and encodes 414 amino acids. The record is from RefSeq and is a predicted model, not a curated record. The transcript has 6 exons.